AUGGGGUCAUCUAAACACAAAAAAAAAGACAAGAAGAAACGACAUCACUCAAGCGAUUCGUCGGACGGUGACUUAUCGUCCAAACACAGGAAAAGAAGACAUCCAUCUAGUGAUUUAUCGGAUGUCGAUGUAUCCAAUAAACAUAAGAAACACAAGAAACAUCAUAAGAAAAAAGAAAAGCCUAAGGAUAAACAUGCCAAGUAUCACAGUUCAGAUGACGAUGUUAUUUUUGUACCACCACCUCCAAAAAUAUCUAGAAAUGAGGUUCGAACUCCACCACCUCCAAGUCUUACACCACCUCCUCCUCCUUCUAUAUCAACAGCAUCAGAUAGUUUGUCUAUUGAAGAAACAAAUAAAAUUAGAGCUAAAUUAGGUCUUAAGCCAUUACAGAUGGAUAAUAAAGAAACUACUAAAAGUAGAGAUGAUGGAUUAGAAGUUAUUGCUGGUGAUGAAGGGGAAUUUGUUCAUAAACCAGCUGUAAGCUUAACAGAAAAAAAUAAAAGUGAUAAAAUUAAAGCAAGAAUAGCUGAGAAAAAAGAAAAACGUAUGAUCGAAAACAAAAUAUUAAAUGUUAAAAAGUUAGCAGAUAGUGAUUCAGAAGAAGAUGCUAUUAGUUGGGUGAAAAAAACAAAAACUAUUCAAGAAGAAAUGGAAAAAGCAAAGAAAAAAGCCCAAGAAUUGGAAGAAAUGGACAAUGUGUUUGGUGUUGGUGAUCUCAUAGAAGAGAGUACAAAAAGUGAAAUGAAGAAUUUUUAUUCUAGUAAACAUUUGAAGGGAUUAGAAGUUCAACACUCUAUGGAUGAAUUUGUUGAAGGAAAAGAAGUUAUUUUAACAUUACAAGAUAAAGAUGUAUUAACAGAAGAUGCAGAUGUUUUGGUCAAUGUUAAUAUGGUUGAUAAUGAAUCAUAUAAACUAAAUAUCGAUAGACGAAAGCAACGUCUAAAUUACAGUGGUUAUGACGAGUUAGAAGACAUGGAUAUUGACAAUCCAAGUGUGGUCCUUGGAAAAUAUGAUGAAGAAAUUGAGGGUUUGAAAAAAAAAAGUUUUAAACUUGGUGUAGACGAGUACAAAGUAAAACGAGAUACUAUAAAAGAGAAAUUAAAAAAAAAAUUGAAUCAAGAAACUUUAAAUACAACUCAAUUGAAACUAGCAUCUGAUUAUUAUAAUGAUACUGAAAUGAGUGUUAAAUUUAAAAAAGUUAAGAAAAAAAAAUUAAGAGUGAACCCAUUGAAAGCAGAUAAACUGGAAAAAUCUUUACGGCUUGCAAAUAAUAAUGCCAAAGAAAAUGAUAAUCUUGAUGAUAUUGAUGACACAUUACAUGAUAUACCAAUGGAUGUCUAUAAUAUGAAGAUGGAAAAUGAAGAAGAUGAUGACAUGGGAUUGCAAUUGGCAUUAAAAAAAGCAAGAAAAUUAAAACAGUUAGAAAAAAUGGAAAGAAAAUGUGACUUUGCUGAUACAUUGGUUAAAACUGAAUAUAAUGAUAAUGCAUUAGGUGCAAUUGUGCUAAACUCUACUGCUGAAUUUUGUAGAACUCUUGGAGAUAUACCAACUUACGGUAAAGCUGGGAAUAGAGAAGAAGAAGAAGAUGAAUCACUCAUGGAUUAUGAUAAAAAUAAUAUAAAACAAGAACAUGCAGUUAACUCUGAUGAAUCUAAUGAUGGAUGGAGAGAAGUAGAAAUGGAGAAAAAAUUGAUAGAUCUAAAAACAAUUGAUAGCAAGCCGAUUUUAGAACCAGAACCUGAUUUGGGUAAAGGUGUAGCUGGUGCUUUAAGAUUGGCUAUGAGUAAAGGAUAUAUUGAAAAAGAAGAAAAUGCUCGGCCAUCUGCUUCACGAUUUGCUCAUCUACAAGCUAAAAAUUAUUCUAUUGAAGACAAAACAUUUUUAGCUGAAGAUGAUAAAUUAAGUAGAAGAGACAGAUACAGUGGUCCUACAGUAGAGUUUAGAGAAAAAGACAGUUAUAAACCAAAUAUAAAACUAGAUUACAUUGACGAUGAUGGUCAUUUAUUAAGUGAAAAAGAAGCAUUUAGGUAUUUGUCACAUAAAUUCCACGGCAAGGGUCCUGGCAAAAAUAAAAUAGAGAAACGUAUAAAAAAAGCUGAACAAGAAGCCCUUAUGAAGCAAAUGAGCUCAACUGACACACCUCUUGGUACAUUGAAUAUGUUGCAAUCUAAACAAAAACAAACACAAUCUCCUUAUAUUGUCUUGAGUGGAACUAAGUCAACUCAUCAAAACCAUGGAGGUUCAAUUUCAAAAACAAAAAUUGGCUGAGAUAAAUAAUCAUUUGCAAACAUUUAACAUUUUAUUGGUAAUGUAACAACGGACAAUUAUUGCUUUUAUAAUUUGAUACUGUAAAAUUACAAAACUUAUUAGAUACUAAUUAAAUUAUACACCCUUUAGAUGUUAUCUUAUAAAUUAUA
This is a messenger RNA of Rhopalosiphum maidis (corn leaf aphid), 2417 nucleotides long. Its product is annotated as U4/U6.U5 tri-snRNP-associated protein 1. The transcript has 16 exons. Gene Ontology annotation, biological process: maturation of 5S rRNA; mRNA cis splicing, via spliceosome. Bases 1 to 2268 code for a protein of 755 amino acids. NCBI's taxonomy places the organism in Eukaryota, Metazoa, Arthropoda, Insecta, Hemiptera, Aphididae. Gene Ontology annotation, cellular component: U4/U6 x U5 tri-snRNP complex. The record is from RefSeq and is a predicted model, not a curated record.